UUACCAUUUUAUUUGCAUACAUCUGCAUGUCUUCUCCGCGUGUGAACAGCAUUUCAAAAAUUCCACUGUAGGGUAUAAAAAAAAUGUUGCUCAUUUAGAAAACAACUUAACAAGAUUUCUGCUUUACAAGUCAUAAUAUUUCUGCUUUACAAUUCACACGAUUUCUUUAUUUCCCAAUAAGUAAGUAAUAAUAACUAAAUAGACAUCAGAAGGUCUUCUGUAUCAAAAAUGUACAUUGUGUGAGGUAAGUAAUUGGUCAGGAGCCAUUGAUUGACAGUAAAACGGACCACUCAGUGAAGACAUUCUUUCCACGCCCUCCUCAACCGGAAAAUAAUUACAUAACAAACACAAGCGACUUGCUGGCUGGCAUGAAAAGACAAGAUAUAACAACUUUAAAUAAGUUACCUUUAUAAUGUCGCGUUUGCGACUAUCUAUAUGUUUAUCAUACUUUCUUCAAGAUAUAUCUUGUUAGCUACAGCUGCUAGAUCAAUUUAUACUUUUUUGUUGUUGUUGCUAGCUAACGUCAAAUUAUGCCUCAAGAGAUUCAAGGGGGAGAAGAACAGCUCCCGUUGGUAAGGUCUCUGAAAAGCGGAAUACCGUCGAUUGCAGUGUUUUGUAACCGGAGUCCUCGAAUCAUGCGACCAGUAUGGAUUAAUUUCCGCGGGGAACCUCAACCCUACGAUAUUUUACAGCCAGGAAAAGGAAUGAAAAUGAACACCUUCGUAGGUCAUCCUUGGAUGUUCAGAGAUGCAGAAACAGAUGAGGCGCUGAAGGCGAAUAGUAAAGAGAUGUUCCUGCCCAAACCAAUGGAGAAUGGACAGGCUGUCCAGGUUAACAUCACAUUACCAGUCCUCAGCUUGAAGGAGCGUGCCCUCCAGGUAGUGCGGCGCCUGGUCCGUCCAGAGGACUACAGGAGGCUGGAGAUUGCUCGGUGUCUCCAUGAGGAGCUGGAGGACCGUCCCAGCGUGCUGAAGGACCUGAUGCGCAUCGCCCAGCGCGUGGAACAGCGCCUCCUAGAAGACAGGCAGCAACCCCAGGAUGCAUGAGGAGCAACUUCGAGUAGGAGUGCUUAUAUAGAUAUCGCUAUAUGGAUGGCUCUGAUGUUGAUGUUUCUGAAUCUAUCAAAAUAAUAAGAUGACAGAAUGUAAGAUUGUUUGAUUGGACACUGGGAGGUCAGGGUUGAAUUCACUGCUGUAGCGACUACUGCGGAUCUUCUCCAUUUUUUUUUAUUUUUAUUGUUACAUUUGUGUAAUAUAGUCUUCGUAGCUUAGGAAAAAAAUGUGUAAACCAAUUCAGUGGUCUGACUUUAGAGAAAGGAUCAUCAACAUGAUUCAGCUGCUGGCUGUUUUUUUGUUCUUGCGGAAUGUCAGGUGGUUGGAACAUAAUUACAAUUUCUUUGUAGACUGCAAA
Messenger RNA from Salvelinus sp. IW2-2015, 1410 nucleotides. RefSeq names its product von Hippel-Lindau tumor suppressor (gene vhl). The record is from RefSeq and is a predicted model, not a curated record. Lineage: Eukaryota; Metazoa; Chordata; Actinopteri; Salmoniformes; Salmonidae.